ACACUUCACAUUUGUGUUCACAUUUGGGUUUGAGUUUAUGAUCUCGUUUAGCCUAGUGUAAUUAUUUUUGCGUGCAAUACGUGUUACAUGGACAUAAUGUAAUGCGUAAUAGUGUCGGAUAAUUUGUAUUCCUUGCACGCGCACAACAGAACUCGUUCUUGACUCGUUUUUUGCAAUAUAUGCAUCGAUACGCAUGUAUUUGAAAGUUUUCCGUUGCAUUAAUUGCACAGGGAUGUGCAUGGUUGCAUUUGGGACGCGACGCCAAUGUCUGUAUCGUUGAGAUCCGCACCCCGUCCGCUUUCAGCUCAUGUCGUUAUCUGUCACUGCUGCCCGUGCUUGCGCUUCGAUAGUUUCUGCAAUAGACGGAAAUCUUGCUGGAGUCGUUACCGAGCUGAAGAAAAACCUUUAGAAGCAAACGCUGAAAUGGGCCGAAAGGAAGGAGAUUACGAUUGGAAGAAAAAUACUGACAACAUCCAGGAUGUGUUUGAAUUCAUGGAGGUGCUCGGAUCGGGAGCAUUCGCUGAGGUCUUUAUGGUGAAGGAGAGGAAAACUGGGAAACAUUUCGCCAUGAAGUGCGUAAAAAAAAAGAGCAAAAGGGACCUUAUCCUGGAGAAUGAGAUCGCUGUGUUGAGGAGGAUCCAGCAUGAAAAUGUUGUUUGCUUGGAGGAUUUCUAUGAAAGUCGGACGCAUUACUACCUUGUCAUGCAACUAGUUUCAGGCGGUGAACUGUUUGAUCGGAUUCUGGACCGCGGCGUGUACUCUGAGAUGGAUGCCAGUGUGGUUAUCAGACAGGUGCUGGAGGCGGUCAGCUACCUGCACGAGAGCGGCAUCGUUCACCGUGAUCUCAAGCCUGAGAAUCUUCUGUACUACAGUCCUGAUGAAAACUCUAAGAUCAUGAUCAGUGAUUUCGGCCUGUCGAAGAUUGAAGAGAAUGGAAUCAUGUCCACCGCCUGUGGAACUCCAGGAUAUGUGGCUCCUGAAGUGUUGGCUCAGAAACCCUACAGUAAAGCUGUGGACUGCUGGUCUAUUGGAGUUAUCACAUACAUUCUGCUCUGUGGAUAUCCUCCAUUCUAUGAAGAAACAGAGACUCGUCUUUUUUCUAAAAUCAUGAAGGGGCAGUUUGAGUUUGACUCGCCCUUCUGGGAUGAUAUUUCUGAGUCUGCCAAAGACUUCAUCCGUAACAUGAUGCAGAAGAAUCCUAAAAUGCGUUUUACUACAGAACAGGCUCUACGACACCCAUGGAUAAUCGGUAAGACGGCCCGGAGUCAAGACAUCUACCAUUCUGUCAGCGUGCAGAUCCAGAAAAACUUUGCCAAAUCCAAGUGGAAGCAAGCUUUUAAUGCAACAGUGGCCAUUCACCACAUGAAGAAGCUUCAGAUGGCUCAUUCUGAGGCCUCUAUGAGACAGAACCAGACCCCUCCGUCUGUACCUGAGAUCAAGGUCAUUACAAUUUCCACACCUGAAGCUGUCAACAAGAAGCUGUUCACAGAGACCCCCGAAUCAAACCACAACACUCCCAGUGAGCAGAUGAAUAUUCCGUCCAGUUCCACAGAGUCGAAGAGUCAGUACCACCCUGUUCGGGUCAGUCACAGCGAGACAACCCAUGUUGGAACCCUCACCAUCGUGGAGAAGUGCAAACAUGUUUAUCACUCUGAGCCAGCUGAUCUGAAUGGGUAUGCAAAAAGAGGCUCAGGUCGUAAUGGACAGAACCUGCAGACUGGAGUUUGCUCCGUCAUGUGAUCUGCCGUAAUGGAAUGAUGAAGUCAGUAUGAUUGGUCUGUGAUCUCUCACCCAGCCACCGGUUCCUUUCUAUGGUCAGGUCCGUUGCUCUGCUCCCCGGGCGGGAGCGUUUGCAUGACAGUCGUCCUCCAGCCGUUCUGAAACACUGAAGUUUAGGAGAGUGCCUCCAUAUCUGGACAUGUAGUCACAAUGCACGAGCAUAGGCUGUCACACACACACACAUACACACACACGUUCAGUAUCUUUGACACAGGUUAGCUUCAUUUGCACAGUAGGUGCUGACAUUUCGUAUUUUCCAGUGAGGAAACUGUUUCACAUUAUGGUUUAUUAAUCUCUCUGUAUUAAAAGAUUGGACACUAGGGUCAAUUUUAUUGGGUGCUUAUGUUGAGGAGUAUUGAGAGUUUGAUUCAGUUUUCAUGUAUGUAUAAUCUCUGUAAAGUUUGGCUUUGGUACUUGUUACUGUGUGGUAUAAUGUACUGCAGUAAUCCAUCGGAGGUUUAUAACACUGUUGCUUUACUGUAAACUCUAUUUAUCGAUAGAAUAUUGUGAAUCGAUGGACGUCAUAAGAAAGCUUUAAUUUAUCUAGAGUGAAUGUUUAUUUUUCUAAUGCAUAAUUUAUUAUUAUACAGUGUGUAUAUUUUUUCCCAUUAUUUCAGAAAACCAUCAAAUAAUAUUACCUUUGUUGUGUGUUCAAUAAGGCAGUUAUAUACCUAAAUACAUUAACUUUACUGUUAAAAAUACUCAUAAAUGUUUAAAUUUUAAGAGAUUAUGGUUAAGUGUCCUCUUCAGAAAAGUUAAUGUUGUUUAGACUGCUAAUAGCAAUGCUUUGUGCAAUAUUUGUACAAAUAAAUUCUGAUAUACAUCA
Triplophysa dalaica is the source of this 2605-nucleotide messenger RNA. It is a transcript of the gene camk1gb, whose product is annotated as calcium/calmodulin-dependent protein kinase IGb. Gene Ontology annotation, biological process: peptidyl-serine phosphorylation. Gene Ontology annotation, molecular function: ATP binding; calcium/calmodulin-dependent protein kinase activity; calmodulin binding. Gene Ontology annotation, cellular component: intracellular anatomical structure. NCBI's taxonomy places the organism in Eukaryota, Metazoa, Chordata, Actinopteri, Cypriniformes, Nemacheilidae. The coding region runs from base 265 to 1740 and encodes 491 amino acids. The transcript is spliced from 13 exons. The record is from RefSeq and is a predicted model, not a curated record.